AUGUCUCAGGACUACCCUCCGGUCGAGAACUCUGCCAUUAACAAGGACUUUGGCCUAGAAUUUCCUGGAAACCAAUACGAUUUUGAAGCUCAACAUCAAACAGCAUCGAACGACGGAAGCGCACAAUGGAAUUCUGAUAGUGGCAUCACCAUGUUCACCUUUCCCGAAGACUGGGCCCCAAGAACAGAAGGCAGUGAUCUGGAUGACGUUUUUGGAUACGGAAACAACAACGUUCAACAUCAACAUAACGCUACCCAAAGGACUGAACGAACACUUGAGCAACUUGUAGCGCAGCGUGUCCCAUACAUACCAGAUCCGCCUUAUCAGUUAUUCCAAAAGCCUACCAGCUUUGUGGGUGCCCAGAAAAACGCAUCCGAUGCGCGCGCUCAAGGUUAUCGAGGGUAUGCAACGCUCAAUCCGUAUGAACGCACUCAGACUACUGAAAAUGCUUCAGCGCGAGGUGGUACCUGUGAGUUGGCAUUCCGUAGUCUUGCGGAGGCGAAGAAAGCCAUGCUUUCCCGCCGUCUCGAUAAAGCCUGGUUCGCGCCAAUUGGUGACAGUACGAUUCCGACUAACGAUGAAGAACGAGCUACACAUGUUGCCGAACUGUUGGACGCAAUGAAAGAUACUUCGGCAUGCUCAGACAAGCGCGAGACACCCGCGUUCAUGAGCCGCUGGACUGCUAAUGCUAUUAACGCCCCACAUUCAACACAUAUGGAGAAGGUCUGUUGGCAGCUUGUUGAUGUCGCUGAACGUUUGCACAUCGAUGGUCCAGCGUCGCUUCCGAUCUAUGACAAGCUGGCGCUUGCAAUGGCCCGAAAAUCACGCUAUCUCACCUUUGGACAACGUAUGAGUCAUCUCAGUGCGCUGUUACGAUUGUCCAAGUACCUAUUGAAACUACAGUUGCAUCGCCAGCCCAGCGAUGCUCAGGCACCAUCGUAA
Molecule: messenger RNA, 942 nt
Organism: Alternaria arborescens
Lineage: Eukaryota; Fungi; Ascomycota; Dothideomycetes; Pleosporales; Pleosporaceae
Exons: 1
Coding region: 1-942 (313 amino acids)
Source: RefSeq, a predicted model, not a curated record